Messenger RNA from Porites lobata, 480 nucleotides. The record is from the annotation of a GenBank genome assembly. Lineage: Eukaryota; Metazoa; Cnidaria; Anthozoa; Scleractinia; Poritidae.
GUAAAGAAAGCUUACCGGUUUAACGAAAAGCAACGAGAGUAUCUGACUGCUAGAUUUACCAUCGGACAAGAAAGCGGCAAGAAGGUCGACGCGGAAAUUGUUGCAACAGAAAUGAGAAGAGCAAAGGGAUUGAACGGGGAGCGCUUGUUCAGUGUCUCUGAGUUUUUGACAACUCAACAAGUAGCUUCAUUUUUUUCAAGAAUGGCAGCAAAAGAGAAACAACAGACGGCCCCCUGCGCACAAGCUGUAACUGAGCAAGAUCUGUUUGCUAUGGAGGAAGAAUUUAAUUUAUCAAAUGCUAAGGAGUCUGUUUUUGAGCAGUUAAAUGUAACUCAUCCUAUUCAUUACCAACAGUACAACAUCUGUUCCAUGGUCAAGAAUAGCACCCUCAAAAAUCUCAAACUUGCAGUCUUAAAACUCCUUUGCGAGAGUUUCAAUCUUGCAUUACUAUCUGGGGUUGAUCAGAGAAAAAAGACCUCU